AUGAAUCACAGGGUGUGUUUCACCUGGGCGAUAUGUAAGGAGAGGGAGAAGAAUGUAUACCCUUUUUACACGCAACCCAUUCGUGACGAAUUCUACGCAGGUGCCCUGCUCGGAUCGGACGUCGGCGCUAAAUUAGCAGCGGAAGGGCCGUGGACAGGUUCGGCAUCCCCCUCAAAUGUGAGCAGUAACUAUACAGACGCAAAAAAGUUACCCUUCGACCGGGGGAGUGAUAGGGGCAUUUCUCCUGAAUAUUCGUCUGACGUAGAAGCAGAUGGUGCAGUACAACACCACACACCAGAUGUGCCUCCACGAAAUGCAGACGAUGCUGCAGGGCGAGGUCAACCUCCGCAGCAGGUUGAGCACACGCUUAACCCUGUCACAAGCGUUGCGCCUGGCCUCGCCAGCAAUCUGAGCGAGGUAGAAGUUAGAUCCGCACUGCUUAAAGAUCACGAUGGAGUGAAAGUGACAGGAACGUGCAAUGCGAAGUUCCAGUUGUUCCUCGUUCCACAUAUAUCAAUAAGUGUCGAGGCGGAGAGUAACACAAUUCAGAUAGGUCGAAAGUUAGAAGACGUGACGAUGACGAAGGAAUUUUACAAGGGGGACAGCGACUCUUCUGAGCGAUUACAAUUUGAGGAGAAUGCGGAUUUGCUCGUCAACAAAUGCGCAGAGGGGAAGACGUUUAAAUUUGUAGUGAUCAUUAAGGGGGAAGAGCUGAUCCUCAAGUGGAAGGUGUACGAAGAAGUUCCUUCAGCAACAGACAACAACAAAACAGACGUGAGGAAAUACAUGCUGAAGAACUUGGGGAGUCCAAUCACGGCGAUACAAGUGCACAGCGGGAAGGAGAACAACGACGUUUUCUUGUUGGAGAGCAAAGCGUACUUCUUACGGCAGGACAUUCCUAACACGUGCGAGGAGAUCGCCACCAACUGCUUCCUCAGCGGAAAAGUAGAUAUAGAAGGAUGUUACAAGUGCACCUUAUUGUCCGAAAACACUGAAUUGAGCAACCGCUGUUUUAGUUACCUCCCACCCGAUGUUAAGCGUAACUAUGAACAGAUAAAAAUUAAGGCGCAGGAUGAAGGUGACCCGGAAGAAUCCCAACUAAAAGAGUUAAUCGGUAGGAUCCUCCAAGUGGUGCAAAAAAUGGGGGAAAAUAACACCCACACGAAAGGAGAAACCAAAGUACAAUACCCAAAUGAUAAUUUGAAGGAACUCCUUCUAAGUUACUGCCAAGUGAUGAAGGAGGUUGACACGAGUGGAACCCUUCAACAGCACGAACUAGGAGACGAAAUGGAUAUGUUAAGCAAUUUAAGAGAUCUAUUAAGAAAGCAUUCCAAUGAGGAGAUACCUGCAUUACGAGAGAAGUUAAAAAAUCCUGCCAUCUGUUUGAAAGAUGCAGGGAAGUGGGUACUGCAAAAACGCGGACUGGAGUUGCCUCCUUUUCAGUACAAGCAUUUACAAAGGAGGGUUACUACUCCUGUGGAUUCGCAAGAGCAGAAUAAAUCAACAGACAAAAAAAGCGUUGUAAAAGGUAUGCACAUCCCUGGCUACCGCGCUGUUAUUGACCUUUCCCAAAAAAGCGAGAUGAACCAUUCGAAUCUCUCAGGGGACAUGUUUUGCAAUGAAGACUACUGUGACCGAUGGAAGGAUAAAAAUAGUUGCUUCUCAAGCAUAGAGGCAGAAGAACAAGGCAACUGCAACCUCUCUUGGCUGUUUACAUCUAAGACUCAUCUAGAAACGAUUAGAUGCAUGAAGGGGUAUGAGCAUGUGGGUUCUUCCGCUUUGUACGUAGCUAACUGCUCCAAGAGGGGAAAUGAAAGUAGAUGCACUUCUGGAUCGAAUCCGUAUGAAUUUCUCACCAUCGUUGAAGAAAAUGGGUUCUUACCACCCGCGUUGUUGCUGCCCUAUUCCUAUAGACACGUCGGAAAUGAUUGCCCCAAGCAGGACGAUCAUUGGCAGAAUCUGUGGGAAAAUUUGAAACUUUUAGAACCCUCAGAUGAACCCAAUUCGAUAAGCACCAAAGGGUACACAUCAUACGAAAGCGACGACUUCAGGGGGAACAUGGAGGCGUUUGUCAAUCUGGUGAAGCGCGAGGUGAGGAGCAAAGGAUCCGUUAUGGCUUAUGUCAAAGCGCUAGGCGUCCUAGGUUACGACAUGAACGGGAAGGAGGUGCACAGCCUGUGCGGCGAUAAAACACCAGAUCACGCAGUGAACAUAAUUGGGUAUGGUAAUUACAUAAACGCGGAGGGAUUGAAAAAAUCCUAUUGGUUUAUGCGAAACAGUUGGGGAAAAUACUGGGGAGACGAGGGAAACUUCAAGGUCGAUAUGUACGGUCCAGCCCAUUGUCAACACAACUUCGUCCACACCGCCGCUGUCUUCAAUGUGGACGUGCCCGUCGCGGAGAACCCUUCCAAUAGGGAGGCCCACUUAUACAAUUACUACCUGAAGAGCUCCCCUGACUUUUUGGGAAACAUUUACUAUAAGAACAUCGGUCGUAAGAGCGCUGCGACAGGGAAGGACCAAACAGACAGGAAUCAAGGUUUGCCUCUGCAAGGGCAGGAUGAACAGAGCGAGAUCCUGGAGGACAGCAACCCCUCGAAAACUGCUAACCCAGUUGAAGAACCGAAAGGGGAGCGAGAAGAUGCAUCAAAGGGGGGGGAUGCGGGGAAACGCAGCUCUGAGGAUCCCCCAAUAGAGGUAGUUAACGAGGAGCUAAUAUCCGAAUCGCCAUUAACGCCCAUUCCGCAGGUAGCACUGAGAGAAGUUCAAGUUGAGGCAAAUCCUGCGCCGCCUUUAAUCGUUGCAGCGCCUCCCCCGCUAGGGGGGGACGCGCUGCUUGUUCGAGAUGGCACUGACGAGCAAAGCACAGAAACUGCAACCGUUGAAGUGAUGCACAUUUUAAAACACAUUAAACAUGGAAAGGUAAAAUUGGGAAUAGUUACAUACGGCGAUUAUAGUGGCAUUUCUGGGGACCAUAGCUGCUCCAGAUCGUUAGCGCAGGAUUCAGAGCAACUAGCCGAGUGCAUACAGUUUUGCCACGACGAGUGGCCUAAUUGUAGAGAUGAGGCUUCUCCUGGGUACUGUCUAGCGCAACGCAGGAAGACUGGCGAUUGCUUUUUCUGCUACGUAUAG
This is a messenger RNA of Plasmodium inui San Antonio 1, 3129 nucleotides long. RefSeq lists its product as hypothetical. The transcript is spliced from 4 exons. Gene Ontology annotation, cellular component: lysosome. The coding region runs from base 1 to 3129 and encodes 1042 amino acids. Gene Ontology annotation, molecular function: cysteine-type endopeptidase activity. The record is from RefSeq and is a predicted model, not a curated record. Lineage: Eukaryota; Apicomplexa; Aconoidasida; Haemosporida; Plasmodiidae.